This is a messenger RNA of Nanorana parkeri, 2850 nucleotides long. RefSeq names its product dipeptidyl peptidase 4-like. Gene Ontology annotation, biological process: proteolysis. Gene Ontology annotation, molecular function: dipeptidyl-peptidase activity; serine-type endopeptidase activity. Bases 284 to 2551 code for a protein of 755 amino acids. The transcript is spliced from 26 exons. The record is from RefSeq and is a predicted model, not a curated record. NCBI's taxonomy places the organism in Eukaryota, Metazoa, Chordata, Amphibia, Anura, Dicroglossidae.
ACACUUUGAAGCUGAUCUGUUGCAGGCUCCACUCUGUAGAUCGGUGUCUUAGCUAUUAAAAAAAAAUGUUGUAGUGCUCUUGGAAUUGCCUUAAAGUACCUAGGACAAUGUCCAAUCUUGCGGCUCCUUACUAAUGUUUAACGAUUUGGAUUGAAGUUGUUAACACAGUGACUUGGAUGAUUACAGGAUAUCUGAUACUUAAACUAUUCUUUUUCCUUUCUGCGUCACUGCUCUCACUCUCUCUGGAGCAGGGGACUACAUUCCUCUGAGGACCCCAACAAAGAUGAAGACAUGGGUGAAGUGGCUGAUCGGUCUGCUGGUCGGGGCGGUAGUUAUUGUUGCUAUUGCUGUUCCUGUGGCGCUUCUGGUAACAAAAGAAGAAAAACAGCCAGAUUCUCGCAGAACGUACACACUGGAUGAUUAUUUUGGCGAUCGGCUUAGGACUAGAUCAUACAGCCUGAGGUGGAUUUCAGAUAACGAGUAUCUUCACCGCUCAAGGGAAAAUAAUAUACUUAUCUUCAAUGUUGACACUGGAGGUUCAACUGCGAUCAUUUCAAACACCACAAUAAACAACAGCAAUGCAUCUUACUAUGACCUGUCCCCAGACAGAGGAUAUGCACUACUGCAGUACAACUAUGAGAAGUUAUGGAGACACUCAAAUAUAGCUUCUUACAGAAUACUUAAUGUACAGACUCAGACGCUUAUCACUGGAAAUGAAUUACCUCAAAACAUUCAGUAUAUUACAUGGUCUCCUGUAGGCCAUAAACUGGCUUAUGUUUGGAAAAACAAUGUUUACAUAAGGAAUACUCCAGAGGGGCAGAGUAUCCAAAUUACCACCAAUGGAGAGGAAAACAAGAUCUUAAACGGCAUACCAGACUGGGUGUAUGAAGAGGAAAUGUUUAGCACUAAUUAUGCUUUAUGGUGGUCUCCAAAUGCAAAGUUUUUGACAUACGUAGAGUUCAAUGAUACAGAAGUGCCAAUAAUAGAAUAUUCAUUCUAUGGGGAUGAUUCAGAACAGUAUCCGCAGACUAUCCAUAUUCCAUAUCCUAAGGCCGGAACUAAAAACCCCACAGUGAGACUGUUCUCUGUGGACGCAGAAUCCCUCAACAACAUAACUAUCAAGGAAAUACUUGCACCACCGGAGAUUAAAUCUGGAGACCAUUACUUGGCUCGAAUGGACUGGGUUACAGACCAGAGAUUGGCGGUCCAGUGGCUUAGAAGAAUCCAAAAUGUUUCAGUUCUUCUCAUAUGUAACCAUGUAGACAGCUCUACGACUUGGAAUUGUGAUCCGCCCAUAUAUGAAGAGAGCACUACAGGCUGGGUUGGAAAUUUUGGGCCCAGUAGUCCGUACUUCACAUCAGGGACAAAAUAUUACAAGAUUAUUAGCAAUGCAGAUGGUUACAAGCAUGUACACUUCUACGGAACCAGGGAGGCAGUUCAAAUAACUAGGGGAAAUUAUGAAGUGACCAGUAUUUCCAAAAUAACAAAUGAUGAUCACUUGUACUAUAUAAGUAAUGACGGAGGAUACCCAUCAAAACGACAUCUUUACAAGUUAAAGUUGGAUAACACUUAUAGUCCACAGUGUAUUACCUGCAACCUGCAUUCUGACAGAUGCCAGCACUUCUCAGUGUCCUUUAGUACCAAUGGAAAGUUUUAUGCCUUGUACUGCAAUGGACCAGGAAUUCCCAUAUACACUUUACAGAGCACCAGUGAUGACAAAGAAAUAAGAGUUUUAGAGACCAAUGAAGAGCUAAACGUCUUACUUCAAGAUGUUCAGAUGCCCACAAAAGAAAUUGGAAACCUUUCUCUCCAUGGAUUAAAUUUGUGGUAUCAGAUGAUUUUACCUCCUCACUUUGACAAAUCCAAGAAAUAUCCCUUGUUAAUCGAUGUGUACGGAGGACCAUGCAGCCAGAAAGCUGAUCAGUAUUUCAGGCUAAACUGGGCAACGUACCUGGCUAGCACGGAGAAGAUUAUCGUGGCCAGCUUUGAUGGCAGAGGGAGUGGAUAUCAAGGUGACAAUAUCAUGCACCAGUUAUACAAGAGGCUGGGGACAGUAGAAGUAGAAGAUCAAAUUCAUGCUGGCAGACAUUUUGCAUCCUUGGGGUUUGUCGAUGAAAAAAGGAUAGCGAUUUGGGGAUGGUCAUAUGGCGGUUAUGUAACUUCUAUGGUGCUUGGCAGUGGAAGUGGUGUGUUCAAGUGUGGAAUUGCAGUAGCCCCGGUGUCAAGCUGGCAAUAUUAUGAUACUAUUUAUACAGAGAGAUACAUGAACCUGCCUACACCAGAGGAUAACCUGAAGAAUUAUGAGAGUUCGACGGUCAUGGCAAGAGCGGCGCAGUUUAAGGAUGUGGGAUACCUCCUAAUCCAUGGCACAGCAGAUGAUAAUGUUCACUUCCAACAAGCAGCCCAAAUCUCCAAAGCACUUGUGGAUGCAGGAGUAGACUUUGAAGCUAUGUGGUAUACAGACAAAGACCAUGGGAUAGGUGGCUUGGCAAGCAGACAUAUCUACACCCAUAUGAGUCAUUAUCUGAAGCAAUGCUUUAAUCUUCAGUAAUCAAAGACAAUAUACUUGUAUGUGCCAUGAUUGACCGGUACACUGUGAUGAGUAAAAGGAAGCCAUUUUGAAUCCUUAGGGCAACCAGAGAAGCAACACACAAGGAAAAUGACUUAGAAAACUACUGUAAGAAUAAAUGAGACGCACAGUGAAAUGGACAUGCUUUCAGUCAUGGCUGAAAGUGUGGAUGAUAUUAAUGAAGAGAUCUCACCCAUAAUUCUUUAUAACUUUGCUAAUUUGGAGAGUAAACUAUUUAUAUGUGAAUGUCAAACUGGUACUAUAUGAACUGUUAGCCGAAU